Molecule: messenger RNA, 1650 nt
Organism: Anopheles funestus (African malaria mosquito)
Lineage: Eukaryota; Metazoa; Arthropoda; Insecta; Diptera; Culicidae
Exons: 2
Coding region: 1-1581 (526 amino acids)
Source: RefSeq, a predicted model, not a curated record
AUGGUUCAUCAGUUGGUGCAGGGUUUGGCAUCGAACUAUCCUACCACAAUAGCCCGUCAGCAACGUACGGUGUUAAUGUUCGCGCUAAAGGAAGCAUCACUAGUGCUGAUGGAUGCCAGUGGAUAUGGAGAAAAGUUCCCCUCCUCGCUCGGUUACCAUCGUUUGCGUACACACGAAUGUUACGUGAAGUCAGCGAAAUUCAUCGUUGUUGUAGACAUUGGCUGUAACCGCACCGAACUUGCAAAUUUUUUCUUCCAACUCGGAGUGCUUAACUAUAUAGCGUUACCAAUGGAGCAGUCUGGGCACACUGGAGAUCUGAAAGUGGACAUGCUGUACACUGAAAAUCCAUUCACCAAGGAAUUGCACCUGUUCGAUCUACACGAUCAUAACACCUCAAACCCCGGACGGUACUAUCCGUACAAGCUGGCAAACCUACAUGGCUACGAGUUCCUCGCCUUUGGAAUGUACGAAUUUCCGUACAUCUUUGAGGUUACGGAGGUCCGCGCCGCAGGACUGCUGAUGGAGUAUCUGCACAAUCUAGUCGUGCGCAAACUCAACGGCACAGUGCGCAUGGUGAGAAGCGAACGGACCCCUCUCGACGGUCGAUCCGAGUUCGAUCUGACCUUUGCCUACACCGGCUUUAGGCCACAUUACAUGCACGACGUCUCGUUUAAGGAACGGGGCGGUUACUGUGUGCUGUGUCCCUUUCAUACUGAGCGUGAUUUUCUGCGCCAUCUGCUGAAACCUUUCUCGUUCGGUAUAUGGUUUGUGCUGGGUGCGCUGAUUGUUGUCUGCCGUCUGCUGGGACGACUGUUCCCUCACUUGUUUCAGCGCAACCUGCUGGAACAGAUCUUCUUCUCCGCAUCGACACCCCAUCGACAACCGUUCCCUACACGUGUGGUGUCAUUUUCCGUUGCCGUUCUGAUAUUCUUUCUCUCCGAGGCGUAUAAUGCUAAGAUAAUCGCGCUGAUGUCCAUCUCGAAGUACUUCGACAGGCCGGAAACGGUGCGCGAGUUGAUCGAGUCGGACUUUAAAAUUGCCAUUCCUGGUGUUCGAGCACAACUGAUAGCGGAAGCUUUGCCCGGUAAGCUGAUUACCAGCAAACGAGCUGAAGCAAUUUACCGCGAACGAGGCGAGCUAAUGUUUGACGAAUACUGCACGGUGACGUACUGCUAUAUGGCUUACCUGCACGCAGUCAUUGGACGGAAUCGACACGGAUUUCAGCAGUACGUUCUACGUGAUAUGGUGUCGGAGAGAUUGUUAACACUUCAACUAGCAACGCACUCGCCCUUCUAUGAAACAUUUGCCGAAUAUUACGAGCGUUACUUCCAGAGCGGCAUCUGGACGUACCGGCUAGAGUUCUUGAAUCGUAAGCUCGUACGGGAGAUGGACCCAGCAGGAAAUCUGUUUGAAGAGGUAGUUUUCCAUUUCGAUGAUCUGGUCUGCGUUUGGGUACUGAUCGUCGUGGGAUGGAUGCUGGGUACGGUGGGAUUUGUGGCUGAAUUGUUAUGGGUGCAUCUGAAGCGCAGCAUGCGCAAUGUGUGGAAAAGGUUGAAACGAGCCGUGCAUUUUGGAAAAUAAGUUCUUAAAAAAUAUGAAAAUAAAAUACAUAUUCUAAUAUUAUUCUUCUUUAUCAUAUUCAACUAUUAU